GGGCAUGCGGACCUCGUGGAUCCUGCCGCCGCACCCGUCUGAAGCCGUUGAAGCUGGGCAGUGGCUAGUGCUUCUUGUUCGUGUCAGCGCUUCAGGGUCUCACUCAUGCAAGGUGGCUCGAGCGGGGUCGCGUUUCGGUUCCAGGCCUCGGCUUCCAGCCAGUUGGUCUUCGCCGGGAUACGUGCGGCUCAUGGGGUUUCAUGCGCAUGUGACUGCGAACAGCGUUGUCGUCCACAGUCAUGGUGGGCUCGCUAAGCCUCACUCGCAUGUGGGGGAGGAGCAUGGCGUGCCGGCAGAAGUGAAUGCUUCAGACUGUUGGCAUGAUCACGUCAUGCGAACGGCGGGGGGAAAUGGCUUGCGCAUCAGGCACCGCCAUGCUCAUCCAGACACGGAUCACGAGCACUCCGAAUCGGUUUUGGUGGCCGCUCCUGAAUACAUGAUGCUGGUUCCACUGCAACCGCGUGUGUGGCGGGCCCUUUUCCCAGCCUGGCAGAAAGAGCACCCGUGGUUGGAUAUCUGGCCAAUCGCAGAGAUCACGCCCAGCCACGCGGAGGCUCGUUUCAACUCCUCUGGUGUGGACGACGCUUGGCCAGGGCGCCCUCACAGUUGUAACGCACCUUGUCGCGUGGUUCUGGGGUCGGGGUCAUGACAGCGCGGGUUUCUGCAGCACUUCUUUGUGGGCGAUGCUUGGGAUGUCAGCGUGUCUAACGGUGUGCUGGCUCUCUAUAUGGAGGCAUAGCCCAAUCAACGUACUGAUGACCUUGGUAAACUACAUGCUGUACAUCAACGGUUGGGUGUUAUCCGUCCUCGUCAUUUAUAACGAGCUCGAGCCAACAUACAAAAUCCCAUCAGAGUUCGGAAUGGCUCCCGUCUUGGUCCCACCCCUCUACGUCACCUUCAGGACUCUGUUGUUCUUCCCGUCGGCAGCGCGGCGCACCCGCUUCUUGCUCGCCGCGCUCUCGAAUCGUUCCGUGCCCCUGGAAAUGAAUUUGCACGUUGUUGGCCCAGCGGCGACGAGAAAGUCGCACGGAUUCCUGGUCAUGCUGAACUCCUACGCCAUGGUGGUGACGCUGUGCUCCAAGGUCGUGGUGUUCCGCCUCACCGCCAUGGGGGUCGGUGAGGCGCUGGCGCACGUGGCGCACCUGCUCAGCACAGUCUGGGCAUCGCUGUUCGCCAUCCGAUGCCGGCAGCUGGCGCUGGAUUGUUACCAAGGCGCCCCGUGGGUUCUUUCGGUUCAUCCCCCUUCGAAGAAGCAGGAAGUAUUCUUUCUUGCUCGAGCUCCUCCACGUCCUCCUCCUCCCCUUCUCCCGCGGAGGCGCCGGCGUGGCCACAGCCUCCGGCAGCGCGGCGGUGGCAGACCGCGUGGGACGGCCAGACGCCGAGUGAGUCAACAACAGCCGCCCGCACGACACGGCAUAAAGGGGUGACACUUUGAGGGAUUCUUGAGUUGCUUCGGCCAUUUCGCGCACUUCACCGCCCCAACUGUUGUCAUCGUUGGAGGCCAGGUUUGAGUCCCCUGGCGAUCACGGGCGUGACCGCGGGGAGGGGGGGGGAGAGUAGGGGGCCGUUCA
Prorocentrum cordatum is the source of this 1571-nucleotide messenger RNA. The record is from the annotation of a GenBank genome assembly. NCBI's taxonomy places the organism in Eukaryota, Dinophyceae, Prorocentrales, Prorocentraceae.